Paramecium tetraurelia is the source of this 2040-nucleotide messenger RNA. RefSeq lists its product as uncharacterized. Gene Ontology annotation, molecular function: double-stranded DNA binding. The record is from RefSeq and is a predicted model, not a curated record. Gene Ontology annotation, biological process: reciprocal meiotic recombination. Lineage: Eukaryota; Ciliophora; Oligohymenophorea; Peniculida; Parameciidae. The transcript has 6 exons. Gene Ontology annotation, cellular component: nucleus.
AUGUUAAGCAAUCUUAUAAAGAAAGCGGAUUUGCUGGUUGAUCCUUAUGAAUUUAAUAUUUCACAUAAGGAAAAAUCCUUAACUCCAAUAGGUUUUGUUUUAUGGUUACUUAUAGGUGGAUUUCUCAGCAUUUUGCUAUUAGUGUUCACAUCAUUUUAUGUUGUAGGCGUAUUUUAACGAAGUAUCUAAAAUUAAAAUGCCAUUUAUGCUGGUACUUAAAGUGAUUAAAGUGCUUAAUUUAUCUUAAGUAAUGAUAACACUCACUUUGCAAUGGAAAUUUCAAAAUUAGAUGGAACCAUUUUAACUAAUAAUACAGAUGUUAAAAAUUAUUUUACUUUAUCUGCUUAAUAUAUACAAUAGUAAAGAGUGGAAGGAAAGAUUGGAUUUACUAGAAAUUAUAGUGAUUUGAAUUAAUCUAAAUGUUCCUAGGAAUCGAUCUAGAAAUUUAAUUUUAAUUCUGCUUCGAUGACUGAAGAAUAAUAAUAAAGUUUGCUUUGCUUUAACGGAAAUUUCACUUUAUAGGGACAAUUCUAUGAACCUUACUUUGCCUAUAUUAAGUUAACUCUGAGUGUAUGCAACAAUAAAACAAGUAGUUCUUGUAAAUCUUCUAAGGAAAUUGAGGAUUUUAUUAAUUAAGGAGUGAACGUGGAUAUGUUCAUUAGAGGGUCUAAGAUUAAGCAAUCCCUUAAUCAAACAAAUCCUGCUGACAUCUUUUCUAACAAUAUAUUUUGGAGAUUGACUACAGGUAUUGGAGAUAAUGAGGAUAUUUAUAUGCAGCCUUUGCAAAUGGAUUUAAGAAAAAUUUAAUAUUUUAGUGGCUUAUUUAAUGUUGAAGACACUGAAAUACUUUACAAUAGUUCAGUGGUUUAAAGAUAAGAAAGAAGAUAAGAACCUAUAACAAUUGCUUCAGGAUCAGCACUUUGCACAUUUUAUUUAAGGUAUAUUGUGAGAAUUCAUUGUAAUAGAGCAUCUUCUGACACAUCUUAUUAUUUUGUCAAUUAACAAGAUCUUCCUUCUAUAAUUUUGUCAGCUGUAUCUGAAGCCACCGCUCUGUGUCUAGCUGUAAUGCAGGCUAUUAAAAUUGUUUAUAAAUUCUAUAAUCACCAUAAAGCAUUCGAAAUCCUCAUGAAUUCAGUAUUUAAAUUUGAUUUCAAAGCCGUAUAAAAAAGAAUGCAAAGCAAUAUUAAUUAAACAUUAGCUCCUAAUAGAUUGAAUUCUAGCAAAAAUUAAAAAAUUUAAUUACAACAAAUUUUAGAUUAUACAAUAAAUUAUUCAUUCCAUAAAUAUUUACUCUAUCGGAUUCGUAAAUUAGUGAAAAUCUGUUUUGGGAAAUGUUUUUAAAUAUCUGAAGAAAAAGAACUUGUUAUAUCUUAAAUAGCAAAGUCGAAAAUAGAACUUGAUUUGGAUUUGACAAAUAUAUUGAAAAAGCUUUAUGAAAUCGAUUGUUUAAAACUAUUCUUAUUUGAUGAUGAUCAAUUAGUGCUUUUUAAUACUUUUAGUUCCCCUGUUUUUCAAGACCAGAUGACAGACUAAAAAGAAUUAUUUGAUUUUUUAAAAGCCACUGUCAAAUAAAAUAGAUCAAUUAAUCCAUUAUAGUAACAUUCUAAUUCUUAAGCGAAAUAAGAUAAUCAAAAUCUAUAUUAAUAUGCUGCAACAUCAACAAUACCAAUAAAUGUAAGACUUGCUAAAUUGGCAAGGUUUUUCAAAGCUCAAUUAGGAGCUGAAAAUGCAGAAGAUUUAGUUGAGAACUUUUAAAAAAUUAACCAAAAUAAAAAUCAGAAUUGGUAAAUAAACCAAUAACUGAUGUAAUUUGCUAUGCAGAAUUAGAGUUUGUUUCGUUUAGUCUAACAGAAUUAUAUGACCUUUGAAAUAGAAUAAAAUUAAGAAAACUAAAAAUAGUAGAUGGAGAAUUAUAAAUUAGAUGUUCCAGAUGAAUUUGAUGAAGCUAAAAACAAUUCGGAAGCUAUUUGUAGCAAGGAAUCAUUUAAAGAUUUAGAAAUCAAUUAAUCCCCUGAUAGUAUAUAGAAUAGAUUACAAUGA